Molecule: messenger RNA, 6701 nt
Organism: Python bivittatus (Burmese python)
Lineage: Eukaryota; Metazoa; Chordata; Lepidosauria; Squamata; Pythonidae
Gene: MYSM1
Product: Myb like, SWIRM and MPN domains 1
Molecular function (GO): metallopeptidase activity; protein binding
Source: RefSeq, a predicted model, not a curated record
UCCGGCGGAGGUGCCAGUAUGGAGGCUGUGGAAGAGUUAGAUGUCGAUGUCGAGGGGGACGCGACGGUGGGAGCUGUUGCGGAAGCGCAGCCGGGAAGUUAUGAAUAUCCAUCAUCCAGCUUACUCCAAGAUCACUACCUUGAUUCAACGUGGAGAACAGAUAUGGUUCUUCCAUGGAGCCUUGAUAGUACAAUUAGUGAAGAAAACAAGGCUGCCAUUGAGAAGAUGCUCCUGGAAGAAGAAUACUAUUUGUCUAGCAAGUCACUUCCAGAAAAAAUUUGGCAUGAGCUGAAGGAAAAUGAUAAAAAAUGUACAAAAAGUCCAUACAAGAAAGAAACAAAAGUCACGCUUCGUUCACCUACAAAAUCAGCCACUGCUUCGCUGAAGUGGACAUCAGAAGAAAAGGAAAAGUUUGAAGAAGGACUGGCUAAAUUUGGCAGGAGAUGGACAAAAAUUGCCAUGAUGAUUGAAAGUCGCAAUGUUCUUCAAGUAAAGAGCUAUGCCAGACAAUACUUUAAGAACAAGGCAAAAAGUAAUGGCUUGGAAAAAGUGAAACAGCAGCAACAGCAUAUCAGUGUUCCUCUUCCACAAAGCAAUGAGGAUGAUGAAGGGAAGCAGAUGACAUGGGCACCAGAGCACUUAAGAGGUCGAGCAGACCCUAAUUUAAACGCAGUGAAAAUUGAAAAAUUAUCAGAUGAUGAGGAAGUAGACAUUACAGAUGAAAUGGAUGAACUUUUAUCUUGUGCACAUCAGCGAGAACCUGGAAAGUCUAAGAUACUAGAUAUUCCAAAAAGCCCAUCUGAGCAAAAUAGUUGGACAGAACCUGUUUUGGAUUCUGCUCGACAUACAUCUACUGUUCUCUUAACAGCACAAUAUAUUACACAGCCAGAGCAAAACACAGAUGAAAUUGCAGUGUCAUGCUCUGAGAAUAAGGAGCAUCGGUCUAUAAAAAUAGAGAAUCAGAAAUGUAACAGAACAGCAACUUCUGAAAGUCCUGACUGGUUUUCCAGUCCAGAGCUUUGUGGAGAACAAAAAGACUUCACUGACAGCAGCAUUCAUUUCCUUUCUUCUGAACACCUUGGAGAGGAAAACCGGAUGGAUGCAGAGGAGCUUAAGCCACCUGAUCAAGAAAUAGCAAUAGAUAGAGGUACUAUAUUAGAAGAAGAAAAGCAAGCAAUUCCAGAAUUUUUCGUUGGACGUCAGGCCAAGACACCUGAGCGCUAUUUGAAAAUUAGAAAUUACAUUUUGGAUCAAUGGGAAAGAAUCAAACCAAAAUACCUGAACAAGACAUCAGUACGUCCAGGGCUGAAGAACUGUGGUGAUGUCAACUGCAUUGGACGAAUACAUACAUACCUGGAAUUAAUAGGAGCAAUUAACUUUGGCUGUGAGCAAGCUAUGUAUAAUAGACCACAGACAGUUGACAAAAUACGGCCCAGGGAAGGCAAGGAUGCUGUAGAUGCAUAUCAGCUUGUGCAACGUCUACAGUCUAUGCGUACAAGGAGACGACGAGUGAGAGACCCAUGGGGAAACUGGUGUGAUGCCAGAGAUUUGGAAGGACAGACAUUUGAGCAUCUCUCUGCUGAGGAGCUAGCAAAGAGGAGAGAAGAUGAGAAGUAUAAACUACCAAAAGCAUUUAAAGGACAAAGGCACACCAAAAGUUCAUUUGAUCCCUUUCAGCUGAUCCCUUGCUGUUCCUACACAGAAGAAAAACCAGAGCCAUUCAAAGUAACAGUAGCUGCAGAAGCACUUCUGAUUAUGGAUUUGCAUGCUCAUGUUUCAAUGGCAGAAGUAAUUGGUUUGCUAGGUGGAAGAUAUUCUGAAACUGAUGGAAUAGUUGAAGUCUGUGCAGCAGAACCAUGCAAUAGCCUUAGUACAGGAUUGCAGUGUGAAAUGGACCCAGUAUCUCAGACUCAAGCAUCAGAGACACUGGCUGCUAGAGGUUACAGUAUCAUUGGAUGGUAUCAUUCUCAUCCUGCUUUUGACCCUAAUCCUUCCAUACGUGAUAUUGAUACCCAGGCAAAAUAUCAGAGCUAUUUCUCCAGAGGUGGCUCAAUGUUUGUUGGAAUGAUCGUAAGUCCUUAUAAUCGAAAUAAUCCUCUUCCAUAUUCUCAGAUCACUUGUCUUGUAAUAAGUGAUGAGACUAGUUCAGAUGGAUCCUACCGCCUGCCAUACAAGUUUGAAGUGCAACAAAUGUUGGAAGAACCUCAGUGGGAGCUAGUAUUGGAAAAAACACAGUGGAUAAUUGAAAAAUACAGAAUGUCUCAUAGCUGUGUGCCCAUGGAUAAAAUCUUCCAUAGAGAUUCAGACCUAACGUGUUUGCAAAAGCUUUUGGAAUGCAUGAGGAAGACUCUGGACAAUGUGGCCAAUAGUUUCAUUGCUGAAGAAUUCCUGGCACAGUUAGAAAACUUGUUCCUUUCAACCUACCAUAAUGAGGAAUGGAAUGAUACUACUGAGGAAAAUAGCAUGUGUCCAAAUGACCUGCCAACAUGAUAGUAUUGGAAAGAAUAAUUGCUCACUUUAUAAUUAAGUGGCCACCGUUGAGAGUAACAGUAUCCAGUGUGGCUGAAGAAAAUUACUGUUAAUGAAAGGCAUUAUGAAACAAUCAUGGUGAACUAUCUGACCUCUGGCAUAACUUCUAAUCUUCUAAAAUUACAGUUAUACUGCAGGAAAAUGAACUAUUUGCCAGCCCACCACUUAGGUAGAAGCUGUUCAUCGCUCUAAAAAAUUGAAGUGAUAAUGUUUUACUUGGACCAAGUGCUAUUAGCUUGAUGUUGAAAUAAUUAUAUUGCCAUUCUGUUUAGGAAACACCACCAGGUUAUGCUUAAUGUAUGCUGUCUAGAUACUGUCAUAUGCACUUCUAUUUUAUAAAAUAAGAUAUACUAUAUACUUCUGAAAAGGGAGCAAUCAAUUUAAAAAGAGAGAUACUGUACCAGAAUUAUAAUCUCAGCCUUCAACUUCUCAGUUGCUGAUGCAUGCUAACAGCAUUUGAAGGGGAAAUUAAGGCUGGGCUGACCUUCAUACCACAUUAUGUUGUCUGAAUUGAACAGAACAGAACAGAUUUGUGGAAUUUAGUAUGCCUGUAAAACAGGAUGUUCUUACUCAGUGGUAUAGAUCUGAGGAAAGAUACAAAAAAUUCUUGUCCAAGUUCUUCUAACCUUUUGGGCCCACAAGCCAGAAUAUAUAUCUGAAUAUAAAAUGCAAAUUCAAUACAAGGGAGAAAGACUAUGUCUAAAGGCAUAGAAAACUGCAGAAUUACUUUCCAGGUUUAUCUCUCUUUUUUUUUAACCUGAACUUCAUCUUCAGGCUAAUGUGCUGUAUCUUCCACUCUAGCCUUUCUUGUGCCAUUGUAAACCAGGUUCCUUCAAUUGUGAUAAUGCUGGUGUGCAAGUUGUACAAAUACUGCUGAAUAGUGAAUUUAUAAUGCUUUCUCACUGAACGUCAGCAUAUAUUUGAUUCAGUUAUUUGCAUGUAAGGGCCCUUAGAUCAUACUGUGCCAUAUAUAGUUGCAUUGAUAUGAAGCCUGCCUUCUACAUUUCUUCAGUCUCCAGAUUCUUAUGUCAGUCAAAUUGCAUGUGAUGUAAUGGCUUGUAUGUCCUACUGAGAUCCUAGCAUGGCACUGAAACGACUGCUUUCUAGGAGAAGAAAAAUCCCAAAAUGCGUUUUGAAUUUGCAGUCAUUGCCACAUACUUUUAUUGAAAAAUGUUUACAUUUAUAUUGUGUGUAACAAACAUUGUAAAUAGUGUGCCUUUGUACAGAAAGAAUGACUGAACUACUUGACUUCAUGUGAAAGCACAGUACGGAUAUACAGUAUUUGCCCAUCACAUAUGCAUUUUUAUGAGGGAGUAAAAGGAAUUAACCACUAAAAUAAUGGUUAUUAUAAUUAUAAAAUAAUGGAAGUAGCUUUUCCUGGCAAUGUUGUAUCUCCAUAAGUAUGUGAAGAUGUUUAAAAUGUCCUCUUGUUUCAAAUUAGCCUUUCCAUACACCCAGAAGGAACUUUUCAUAUAAAAAAAGUGUAAUUAUGGUAGGUUUCUUUGUGUUUGACUCAUAGGAUUGCAUUUCAGAGCUGUGGAGCAGACCUGUUCCAUGGACUCUGGGUUACUCUGUCAGUUCCAAACUUACUGUUAAGGCACAUUUUGGUUUCUAGCAGCAUAUGCUGCAAAGUUGGGAUAAAAAAAAAAAAAAUCUGUUGGCUAUUCAUCAUGUGUAAAUAUUGCAUAAAGAAUUCACCACUCUGGGCAUUAAAAAAAUGGGUGCCCAAGUAAACUUGUGCUGUAAUUGGAAACAACUUGUUUAUAAUGAUUUUCCAUGGAGACUUCCCAACUUGCCGCAGAAUAGUUACUGCUUGUAAAGGCAGUAAUUAGCUGUGGUUCAAACUUAGGUAGAGCCACUAGGGGGAGCUAUGCAAUAACUGAUUCAUCAUAAACUCCCUUGGGUCCUAGAGAAUGGUACUGCACUCUUCCUAAUUACCAGGAAUUUAACUAAACAAAAACACUAUUUUAUAAAAUCAUAUAGCUAGGAGGAACCAGCUUCAGAAAACUCACUUUUUCACAUCAUAGAAAUUUGAAUAAUGGGGUUGGGAUUUCAUUAUUCCCACAACUCAUUCGGAGAAAAGGCUUAAAGCUUGAAUCAUUGGGCUGCUACUGCCUCUUAUUUAAAGUAAAAUGAAAAACAGGAGAAUUGGGAUAUACAGGUGAAGUGUCAGCUGGUCUUCAUUGCAAUCUUUCUUUGCAAAAAUGUCUUCAGGCCUGUAGAAGUUUUUUUUUUUUUUAAAGGUGAAUGGCAGCAGCCAGCAUUUCAUUUUAAAACGUGCCCUACAAAAGAAAGAAAAGCUAAGAGCAUGUUGAUGGAGGUGGGCAAAGAGUUUUCUGGAAUAAGAGAUGACUAAAGGCUGUGUGUACAUGUUUGGUGUGUGUUUUACAUGGGGUGGAAGUCGUCAUCUUGCUGUAGCAGACUUCUACUGAAAUUGAUUCCCCACCCGUUAGCUGUCAAAAUCUGCUCUGGAUAUUUGGAGGAUCCAUCACAAUAGAUUUUGAGGAUAUGUGAGGGAAUAAUCUAUAUUGUCAGCAGAAAAACUUUUUACAGUAAUGAAAGCAUAAACCUGAACGCAACCCUGAUUUAAAAAACGGUGGCAUGCUAUAUUUCUCCAAAUGUCUCCAGUUUGCUCUAGUGAAAUUGGCAUUUUCUUGUAAGUGGUUUUUUUCCUUCUGAGAAACAGCUGACUUGACAGUUGUAACUGAGCCUCAUCAUUUUCCUUUUUGUGAAAUGGAUGUUGGGUCAGAAAAAGUCUUAAAGCAAUUGUUUUGCUUGGAACUUAGGCUUCACCUUUCUGCCUUGGACUUGGCUUCCUGCAAAAGCUGGCUUUUGUUUGUUUUUUCCUAGCUUCACCAUGUGUGAAGCUUCACACCCCCCCCCCAUCCACAUAGGAGAGAACAAAAUGGCCAGUUGCAAUUAUUCUGGGGGUGUUUUCAGCUUGAAACAAGCAUUAAAAAUGACUGGAAUACCUUGCUUCAUACAUGAAACUAUUGCUUUGCACUUUGAAAUGGAGCUUUUUGCCCUGGAAAUUGAAUUUUAUGGAUGGGAAAUAUUUUGCACACCCUAUAUCAUGACUUGGUGACUUGGAAAGCCCUUCUGUGGCAGCUGUUUUGUGAAUAUACCUAUCAUACUCUCAACGUUCCCACUGUACCUAGAGUCUAAAGCUCCACAAGUGAUUUCUAAUCAAAUGCUUUGUUCGCACACUGCACCGAGAAGCGCUUCAGUGAUGGAACAUUGAUGAACCCGAUCAUUUUGCUAGUUCUCCCCUCUGGCUUGUCAGUGCAGCGGCAGCCCAGGCUUAAGGUUGAGAUUGGGAGUUUGCUAUAAUCCAUGGGAAUAGCACCCUGAUCACUAGAAAGUCCCUCCAUGCUGGAGUUCCUCAAACUGGGAAUGCUAUUGAUGUACCCCACUCAGCUGCCCAGCAGCCUGUCUGACAGAGGUGAACACUGGUAUGGUAUCAAAGGACCUCAGCAUGUGCCUUUUCUCACAUUUUCAUGCAGACACUGCUGCAUCAUGGAGAUAGCCUUUCUUCUUACAUAAAAAUACUUUGUGGGGUUGGAGAGAAGAGAUAAAAUGAGGGGUUUAUCUGCAACCUGUCAGAGAUUGAAGCCCUUAUCCAUCUCUUGGGUUUUGGAAGAGAGAUUGGAGUCUAUGGAAAAAACAUGGUAGACUGAAUAGGAAACAAUGGUCAAGAGAUUUCCCAUGACUGCUUUUAAUGAAUAGAAGAACCAAGAGAAGUUGGGUGAGGGAAGUUUUCCAUGCAUGCUUUAAGUGGAUGGUGCCACCAUUGAAAAGUCCAGAAAGGGAACAUCGGGUACACAACUUGGCCUCCUCCCAAUGUUUCUGAGGACAGCUCCAAACAAUUUGACUACCAGCAACAGAUUGUUGGAGCUGUCAUCUAUAAUGUCAGAAGGACAGGUUUCUGUCCCUGCAAUUCAUAAUUCUUAAAGUGGCCAGCUUUUUAUCCAAUUCUUUCACACAAUCACCACAAUUUCUAUCUAGAUAAUGACCCAGUGUUGUCCUUUAACUCAAGGGAGAGGAUAAAGAUUCAGUUCUGAUACUUCAGUUACCAUGGGUAAAAGUUAAGGUUGGAUGAAACAUAAGGUGCAAAUGUUAUUUGUUCAGUCGUUAAGUCGUGUCCAACUCUUCGUGACCCCAUGAACCAUAUU